Messenger RNA from Trichomonas vaginalis G3, 7047 nucleotides. Its product is annotated as aggrephagy protein. The transcript has a single exon. The record is from RefSeq and is a predicted model, not a curated record. Lineage: Eukaryota; Parabasalia; Trichomonadida; Trichomonadidae. The coding region runs from base 1 to 7047 and encodes 2348 amino acids.
AUGAGUUUCGCUUAUCAUCCAGCACAAGAACCUUGCAUUGGAAGUGCUUUACCGUCGAACUCAUUUGUAAAUAGAUUAAAGAAAAUAACAGAGCGACUUAACAUGGAUCAACCCAUUUAUCCAGAUAUAGACACAAUUUAUUCGUUUUGUUUGGAGUAUGUUAAUGCUAUUACUGUUUAUAUGCUUCAAGGAUUUCCAAAAGACUAUGAACCGCUCCCAGAUUUCGUUGCUUUUAUUGAUAUUCUUAUUUAUUAUCUUGAUCAGUAUGAUACAAAGCCCGAAAUCGACAAAGAUGUCUUUUUACAAUGCUUGUAUAUCACCACAAAGGGGUUAAAUGCAGACAUUGUCUUUAAAGAUGAGCCUUCGUUAUUAAACGUCUUAAAGUUAAUUGCAGAUUCAAACUCUAAAGCUGUGCAGGAUGAUUUCAAGAACACUCUUUUCAGGGCAAUACUUAAAAGCCCCCAAAACAAAAAAGUAAUUUUAACAAAUACUUUCUUCUUACUUACUUGCAAGCGAUUCUUCAAUCACGUCGAAUAUUCAAAGUUUAUUGAUGAUAAUUUAAAGCAAAUAAUAAGUUUAUUCGUACUGGAUUCAAUCGAUUUAGAUACAUCAUACGUAUGUACAUUCUUUUUCAAUAUGAUAUCAAACAAUUCAAUACCAAACGAAAAUGCUUAUUCCGCAAUAAAAUUUUUAACAAGUUACUUGAAAAUGAAUACUCUACAUGCCAAAAAGGCGAUUAAUGAGAUAUUUCCAUCUUUAAAUGGUUUUUCAUUGAUACUUAAUUUACUUAUUCAGGCAAAUCCUCAAAAAAUCAAACUUGUUUUUUAUGAUUUAUGUACUUUGACCAAAAAGGCCGAAGAAUCAACAUUAAACUUCAUAAUGGCAGAAAUAGGAAAUUCUAAUCAGAAAUUAAAUGUCAUUGUUCAACUUUACAGCACAAUUUCAAUGGUAAUUACUCAAAAAGGCUUUUCUUCACACGAUAUCGAGUUUAUUACAGAUCCAUCAGUAUUCAUGAGACCACAUCAAUCAAUGGAUGAAGAAAUGAAGACUUGUACCUGCUUUUUAUUCAACAGAUUUUGCGCGUUAGGCUAUAAAUACGUAAAACUCUGUUUAUCACCAUUAUUAGAUAACUUUCUUGAUGGAAUUAGCGAUCAACAUUGCGAGUGGAUCUCAGAAGGCUUAGAUUUAGCAGGGAGAGGCUUAAUUUCUCCUACAGAUUUGAAAAACGGAAACUUAUUGGAAUUAUUCAUUGUUUUACAAAGUCCUGAUUUCAUUGCUCAUAUUUUAGAGAUUUUCACCAAACUUACACCAUGUUUAGCAUCAGCUUACGGUGCUGAGAACGAUCCGAACAAGAAAUUCAUCAUUAUUACACAAAUUUUACAUUCUCAGCAAUAUUUCAAAGAUCAAAACAAGUUUUUGAACUCAUUUUCCAUGUUUAUCAUCGAAGACAAAGAGAAACACAUUGUUUUAACAAGGCUCAUGGAAAUGUGCUUUAAGUCUAUGACAGAUGAAAUCAUGCUUGCAAUUUCAUAUGUUUUUAUGCAAGACGAAAACACAUGUUUAGUUUUCUUGAACAAAUGCAAUGGUUUACAAGUUUUAGACGACAUCAUUAACUCGGUAGAGAUCACAGAAGAGAACAAAUCAUUGUUCUUGGAAUCAUUGACAACAGGAGAUACAGCAAUGAUCAUUUCCGAUUGGAUUUUAUCUCUCAAUCCAAACCACAAUUUGUUCAAAAUCGAACCAAGGAAUUUAUGGAACAUUAUUUUCUUCGACGAUGGAAAAACAUUGUGCAUCAGAGUUCCUUCUUUGAUUCCUUUCGUUCCUCUACCUCCUGAUGUCGUAUUAAGUCCUGCUGAUAUCUAUUUGAUCUACACGAAAGCUCUCAAAGAUUUCACGACAAGAGAAUACACUAUUGAAAUGUCUCAGAUCAUCUCAGCCAUUACAAACAGAUACAUUUCAUUUUCUGAUUACAAGAAACUCAUUUAUUCCAAGAAGAAGAUUUCUCCAAUGUGCAAUGAGAAUUUAGAUCACUUCCCUGUCUUCGAGUUACAGCCAUUCAAGAAGGAAUCAUAUAUUCACAUAAUGAGAUUCGCAAAGGCAAUUUCUUUCUGGGUCAAAUUGGAAAAUUACACUGACCAAACAAUUACAAUUUUGACAGCAAAUAACUUAGAAAUUACUUUACUAAAUGAUAAUUUCACUGUUAAAUACCAUGGAACUAUAUAUGGAAUUGUUAAAGUAGAAUCAACACAUUGGGUAUUGAUGCAUAUAAAUCUUGUAAAUGAACUAUUAAGAUGCGUAUUAAAUGUUGGAAUUGGAAAUAAAACUGUUGAAAUUGUUCUUCCAGAUCCAAUUGAACAUUUCUCAUCAUUCACAAUCGGAAAAGUCGAUGAAACAACAAAGACAAGGUUCUUUAUUGGCCCUGCAAUCAGAUUAUUCUCCAAGCAAGUACAAGACAAGAAGAAGAUCGAAUCUUUAGGUGUUUCUUCGAUGAAGAUGACAACAGAAAUCUUGUUGAUAACUCCAAAUUGGGGCGACGAUGAAAUGUUUGGAAAAGGAUGCUUCAAAGUUCCUUACAAGAGCUUCUGCUCAUUCUUACAAGAAAAAGAAAGACUUAUUGAACUUUACAACAUCAUUUUAGAUAUGGAUGAUCCAAUCUUGAUCUCUGAUUACAUCAAAUGUUUGAUUUCAUGUCACCAAAUAAAUAAUUGCGGCGGAGAAACAUUUUGGCCAAUGAUCAAAUUACUAUUCAAGAGGAAACACGAAUAUCUCAAGGAUACAAGCACUUUAGAUUUAAUAACAACACUCUAUUACAAUAGUUGCAUCCAUUACAUUGGAAAUGAUAUCGAAAUGUGGGAAUUGUAUCCAGAUAAAAUGUGCCAAAUUUCACCAUAUAAUGACACAUUGCGAGCUUAUAUGGCAACAUUGUGUUUCAGUCGUAUGCUUCAGAAACAAGAAUACAGCUCAUUAUUGCUUGCUUUGAAUGAUGUAGGCAAUUACAACGCUGUUUAUAACUUGUUCUGCAUUUCAGAUGAAACUAUUCAACUUUCAAUUUUGAAUCACAUUAUAAUGAAAAAUAAAAUGAACUUUGACAACAAAUUAUUGUCUGUUUUCCAGUUCAACAGAUUAAUAAUGAUCAUGUUGACAUCAACAAUGACAGUUUCAAGAAGAAUUUUGGAUUUAAUUUGCUUGAUCAAUUCAAAUGAAAAAGAUUAUGUCAAACCAACAAUAAGUUUCUCUUGCGCUGUAAUGAGAUUGAUCGAAUCAGAGAGCUUAAAGAAUACUUUAUUGUCCCUACUAACAGGUACAUUCGAAGUAGAAGUCCUUAUCAACGCCAUUCAAGUUAAUAGACCACAUAUAAUUCCUGCACUUUUGUUCAUCUUAAUUUUGACAAUUUCCGCUGAUUUUGCAAUGUGUGGAGAUGAAAACAAGAUUGAUCAAGCAGUGAAUUUCUUCGAGAACCAGUUAUCAAUGCUGAUUGAUUUGUUCACAAGUAUUUGCGUCGGAUACAGGACAAAUCUUCUUGGAACUCCCGAAAUCUUGGAUUUGAUUUCUUUCGUUUUUCCAUGGAUGUUUGACUUGAAAACACUCAAGGAAAACGAAGAAACAAAGGUUGAUGGAAUAAUCGAUCAAUCAAAAUUGAAACACAUGUUGUUUGAUUCAUGGAAUCUUCCAAGUUAUUUGGAAUCAGAAGUCAAAGAUCCGGUUGAAAUUAAAUCCAACUUCGAAACACAAAACCAUUUAAUCUUGAAUUCUGUUUUAUCACUGAUCAGGAAAUGCUGUCCUGAAUAUGACGCAGAAAACUUACCAAUUGGAAUUUCUCCAUUGGUUGACAAAGUUUCACAGUUUUUGUUCGAUUUAAUUACAAGUUUCACAGAGAAAAAGAUGUUCUUCAUUGCAGCAAGAUGUUUAACAUUUGUUGACUUGAGACCAUCUCCUCAAAUAUGCUUAAUCAUGUUGAACAAGUUCUUUAGAUCAUACGACAUCACAAAUUGCGAAAUAUUCUUUGAUUUGGCUGCAAGAGUUCAUUUCAGACCAAGCAUCAAAGAAAUCAAACCAAUUUCAACAGAAAUCGCGAGAAUUUUGGUGUCGAAAGAACUUGAAAAUGUCUCAAAGAACCAAUCAUCAAUCUAUGCAAUCAGAAUGAUUUUAUAUAAUAUCUUAGAUGUCUUGAGUUUAGAAGAAUCAUGCAAUUUGAUAUCAGAUAUUAUAAACAUUCGAAAAUUUGCCGAACAUGUCUUUUCUGAUCCGAAAUUCACACUUCUGAUUCUUGAGAGAUUAUGCCAAUUCGUUGGAACACAAAAUGAAUUACUUUGCCAAACUCUCAGCAAAUUUACUUUGUUUGUUUCAACACUCAAAAUAAGUGAUAAUUACAUUGAAAAUCUACUAACUUUGUUGCAAGGUUUAUCCAUUGCCGACUCUCCAAACUUCAAAGAUUGGCUCACAUCGAACAAAGAAAUUUACAUGAUUGGCAUGGAAAAAAUGAAGAGAUUCUUUGGAGAAUUCGAUGACAGCUGGCAAAAGAAUUUCAAGAAUUCUGAUUAUUUGCUCGAGUUCCAUGAUACAUUGAAUGAAAUCUAUAACGGAAUGAACUUACAUGUACAGUCUGUUAAUAAGUUUCCUGCAAUCUUGAAGACAAUCACUGAUAUCUACAAGGAUGAUUCCCUUAGAAAGAUCGAAGAAGAUGAAAUGAAUUUGUUCUGGCAAAUUAAUUCGAUCGAACUUUCAAGCGUUCAAAGGAACUGCUACAUGAUGGGAGAGCACACAUGGCCAGGUGAUUGUCCAUUGAUACAAACACCAUCUCCAAUUAAGCUUCCUAAAUUUGGUGUAGGAACAUCAAGACCUGAAUUGUACACUCAUCAAUUACCUCAAACAAUUUGUUUCACAACAGGAAACAACAUUAAACUCUAUAAUGAGAAAUACACAGUUUUCGCAACUUUGGAGAAAUAUUCAAAGAAUAGUGCUUUCUUACCAAUAAGAUGCUCUUCUUCAAUGUCGAACUCAACCAAGUCAAUGUAUUACAGCUUCGUCAGAAAGUUCUCGCAGAUACCUCAAAUUUACAAUUGCAAAUUCCUGAAAUAUUCAGAUCCAAUUCAAUCUGUCACAUUUGUUGACAAUACGAAGAUAACUGUAUUAAUUGGAGCUUCUUUCGAGAACACGAAUGAACUGAAACUUAUGAAAGAUUACAUUUCUCCAAUCUGUUAUUCAGCUCUUUCUCAUCAAAUGACUUUGGGAAUGUUUGGAAAAGUUUCACUUUUCUGUGGACAUUUCGCAGUCACUGUUAACAAAUCCGACAUUUUACUUGUCAGAAAGAGAACAUACAACUAUCAGAACAACUGUGCAGAGAUACAUACCUGGAAUGGAACUGACUUUAAUAUCAUUUUCCAAGGAAAUAAUGUUCCACAUAUUAUUACAGCAUUUAACUACGAUUACAGGUUCAUAAACAAUAAAGUUUUUAACAUGCCAUUAGCAAUGAUGACCGAACAAUGGCAGAUAAGUGCAUUGACAACUUUCAAGUAUCUGCUUGGUGUCAAUUUUGCUGCAGGAAGAUCUUUCUCUGAUUACUCACAAUAUUUUGUUUUCCCAUGGGUAAUUUCGAAUUAUUCAGAUGCCACUCUUGAUAUUUCGAAUCAAAAUGAUGUUAGAGAUCUUCAAAAACCAAUGGGAAUGAUAGGAGAAGAAAGAGCAAAGAACUUUAUGAAACAGAGAUUGGAGAAAAAGACAGAAUACAUUAUUCCUAGCCAUUAUUCAAUGUCUUCUGCUAUUCAUCAUUUCUUGUUGAGAUGCCCUCCACAUACAUUGAUCGAAUGGGAUGUAAACAAUGGCUGGGAAGUUUCUACAAAGACAUUCCAUGAUUUGGGAGUUUCUUGGAGAAAUGCAAGUGAAUUACAGCCAAAUGACUGCAAAGAAUUGAUUCCAGAAUUCUUCUGUUUACCAGAAAUGUUCGUCAACAGAUCGAAACUUAACACAAGAGAUGUUAUGCUUCCGAAAUGGUGCCAAUCCGGACCUUGUCAAUUCGUAAUGGCAAAUCGCGAAAUCCUCAACAAUUCAGAGAAAAUCAAUCUCUGGAUUGACUUGAUUUUCGGAUACCUCCAGAGCGGAUCCCAAGCAGAACAUAUUGGAAAUAUCUACGAUCCGAUUUGCUAUCCUCAUAAAAUUUCAUCUUCUGAUGACAGAUCAAUUGUAGAGCUCCAAAUUUCUACUUUAGGACAAUGCCCACAACAGAUAUUCAGAAAACCACAUCCAACAAAGAUCCAGAAGACACCAGAUGAUGACAAAGAACAACAGAAAGCGCUUUUUAGACAGAAACAUUCAUCAAUUAGACCAAAACCGAAUUUCUCUCAAUUAGAAGAAAGUUUUGAUGGAGCAUUUUGCAGAGGAAAGAUUGCUGUUAUGCCUCAAGAAAACUCUGUUGUUCUUCACAUCAAAAAAGUCAACAGCAUGAGAUGCUAUACAACAUAUUUCAAUGACGCUACAGCAAUGUCUUGUUCCGAAGAUGGAAACUUAAUUGUUGUUGAUGACGCAAACUUUGUUUCAUCAGUUUACUUCAUAGAUAUUGUUGGUGACUUUUUAGGAGUAAGAAAAGUUGGAUCAAAAGUUUUCGAAGACACAGUUAGAUCCAGAAUUGACAGUACAAUGCAAAUUGCUAUUUCAUUCAUGAAGAAUUACUAUGUUUUAUGGCAUCCAAUUCGAGGAACUACCUUAGAUAAAGUUGAAAUGGACGGAAUCAUUGAUAUUAUCUUCAUUGAGAAAUAUUUGGCAUUUUGCAUUUUGAUGCCAAAGAGAUUGGUAGUUAGGACAUAUUCCAACACUGAUAUUUGCGAGAUGCAGAUGCAGAAGGAAGCAACUUGCAUGAUCAAACAUAAUGAUGGUAUUUUUGUUGGAUAUAAAGAUGGAUCAAUCGAAGUUGUUGCCAUUGACAGAAUGAGAUUGAUGCCAAAAUCAAUGAAGAUUUUUGAAGAUUCGACUGUAGGAAUUGUGAAAUUAGUUAGAAACGGAACAUACAUUUUUGCUUGGACAACUCAGGAUAGAAUUAUCUCUAUAAUUUAA